Molecule: messenger RNA, 360 nt
Organism: Danio aesculapii
Lineage: Eukaryota; Metazoa; Chordata; Actinopteri; Cypriniformes; Danionidae
Gene: anapc11
Product: APC11 anaphase promoting complex subunit 11 homolog (yeast)
Exons: 3
Coding region: 106-360 (84 amino acids)
Biological process (GO): protein ubiquitination; positive regulation of mitotic metaphase/anaphase transition; anaphase-promoting complex-dependent catabolic process
Cellular component (GO): nucleus; anaphase-promoting complex
Molecular function (GO): cullin family protein binding; ubiquitin protein ligase activity; zinc ion binding
Source: RefSeq, a predicted model, not a curated record
GCGGUUUUAGCUGGCUUAGGAGAGCGUGAAAAAAGCUGAGCAUAAAUGCUACACUGUGCUCACUGCUCAUCAUGUAUGUUAUGGAUGUGAGAACAUAAGUAAGGAAUGAAGGUUAAAAUAAAGCAGUGGAAUGGUGUGGCCUCCUGGUUAUGGGUGGCCAAUGAUGAAAAUUGCGGCAUCUGUCGAGCAUCUUUCAACGGUUGCUGCCCAGACUGUAAGGUUCCAGGAGAUGACUGUCCAUUGGUCUGGGGUCAGUGUUCACACUGUUUCCACAUGCACUGCAUCCUGAAGUGGCUGAACUCUCAGCAAGUGCAGCAGCAGUGCCCGAUGUGUCGUCAGGAGUGGAAGUUUAAAGAGUGA